This is a messenger RNA of Cornus florida, 2605 nucleotides long. Its product is annotated as pentatricopeptide repeat-containing protein At1g20300, mitochondrial. Bases 49 to 1638 code for a protein of 529 amino acids. NCBI's taxonomy places the organism in Eukaryota, Viridiplantae, Streptophyta, Magnoliopsida, Cornales, Cornaceae. The record is from RefSeq and is a predicted model, not a curated record. Gene Ontology annotation, molecular function: protein binding. The transcript has 2 exons.
ACUCAACUUUUUUCUUCACUUCUCAGUUUCUUCAGUCUUCAUUUUCCAAUGGCCAUUAUCAAAUCUAGGGUUCGCUUAUGCGCUUCACUACCUUUUCUUCGCUCUACACCUACCUUCAACUUCAAGUCCUAUUGUUCUUCUUCUUCUUCAAAUUUAGAAGAUGAUCACAUCGUAGACGAGAACAAAAUACAGAACCCCAACAUCGAACUCUCUCCAGCAGAAACCCUACUUGCAGAGAAGUUUCACGCCCUAAUCAAAGAGCACCACAGCAAAAACCCUAACCCUAACUCUAAAUCCACCAUCUUCCCUGCUCUCCCUUUCGACUUUGCCCAAAUCGCCACCGUCGAAUCCGUCUCCACUGCCAUCCUGCGCCGCGUCAUCGACAAAUGUGGUGGUGUCCGGCACGGUAUCCCCUUCCCCCAAACCCUAGCUUUCUUCAAUUGGGCUACCACCCACCCCAAUUUCCCACACUCCCCCCAACCCUACAACGACAUGAUCGACCUCGCCGGAAAGGUACGACAGUUCGACGUAGCUUGGACAUUGAUUGGUUCCAUGAAAGCACGAAAUAUAGAAAUUCCAAUCGACACAUUCUCGAUUCUCAUUCGUCGGUAUGUUCGGGCUGGAUUGGCGGCCGAGGCUGUUCAUGCCUUCAAUCGAAUGGAGGAUUUCGGUUGCAAGCCCGACCGGAUUGCGUUCUCCAUCGUGAUUGGUAUUCUUUGCAAGAAACGAAGGGCUUGUGAAGCUCAAUCUUUCUUCGAUAACUUGAAAGACAAAUUCGAACCCGAUGUGAUUGUGUACACUAGCUUAGUUCACGGUUGGUGUCGAGCUGGCAACAUUUCAGAAGCUGAGAGGGUGUUUGGGGAAAUGAAGCUAGCUGGGAUUGAACCCAAUGUGUAUACCUACAGUAUUAUAAUUGAUGCAUUGUGUAGAUGUAGACAGAUUACUCGUGCCCAUGAUGUUUUUGCAGAGAUGAUCGAUCGGGGAUGUCAACCCAAUUCUGUUACUUUCAAUAAUCUAAUGCGUGUACAUGUGAAGGCUGCUCGAACUGAGAAGGUCCUUCAAGUGUAUAACCAGAUGAAGAGGCUUUCGUGCCCUGCCGAUACCAUCACCUAUAACUUUCUCAUAGAGAGUCAUUGCAGGGAUGAGAACCGUGAUGAAGCAGUGAAGGUGCUUAAUACAAUGGUUAGGAAAGGUUGUGCUCCGAAUGCGUCUACUUUUAACCCAAUCUUUAGGUGCAUUUUAAAGUCUCGAGACGUGAAUGCUGCUCACGGGUUGUAUGCCAAGAUGAAGGAGUUGAAAUGUGAGCCCAACACGGUCACUUACAAUAUAUUGAUGCAGAUGUUUAAUGAUUCGAAAUCCCCUGACAUGGUUCUCAAGCUUAAGAAAGAAAUGGAUGAUCAGGAAAUUGAACCUAAUGUGAAUACUUAUCGGAUUUUAAUUUUAAUGUUCUGCGGGAUGGGGCACUGGAAUAAUGCCUACAAGUUCUUUAGGGAGAUGAUUGAGGAGAAGUGUUUGAAACCAAGUCAGUCAGUUUAUGAGAUGGUUCUGCAGCAACUGAGGAAGGCCGGGCAGAUAAAGAAGCAUGAAGAAUUAGUAGAAAAGAUGGUGGAUCGGGGAUUUGUCACUCGCCCUUUGUAGGAGCAUACACUGCCUGUACGAGCUGGAUUAGGUGCUGACACCAUCCAUAUGGGAUAAAUGCAAGGAUGAUGAUGAGCUAUCUUUUAUAAUGGUGUGUCUCAUGUUGUUUGAGAGGGAAUUAUUAGUUUUUAUAGUUACUCUAAAUGUGGAACGAUUGCUGAACAUCCUUCUCUUGAGCACAGUUUCAAUACUAGCACUAGAUAGGAUACUGGAGCCACUGUCAGCAUGGGCCAUUGUUAUCAGGAAUGAUGACCAUGUUCCUGAGAUUGAUCUGGCUAUAUAUAUAUAUAUAUAUGUGGAGCAUUGAUGUGAUUUAGAAGUAUAUUAGGGUAACACAUAUUGUUCUCAUGAUUCAUUGUGGCUGAGAGAGAGAGAAGAAAAAGAAGAUGAAAGAAAAGAAACAAGGAGAUUCCAAGGAAAUAAAGCCCAACAAAAAGGCACCCAAUCAGUUCCGAAAACCAGAAACUGCACCAGCUAUACAUCAAGCCCUGAGGACAUCAAAAUAGAUCACAGACUGAUCCAAAAAAAAAAAAAAAAAAUAGAGCUCGACUGUGGGAAUAGACCAGAAGAAGAAAUUUAGAACAUGUCAAACAGUUUUAAAUCUGUAGCUACUCUGCUGGCCAACUGAGGAUCUUUGAAUUGCACUUGGUGCCUUAGGCAAGUCUGAGCCUGAUAGUCUCUCUAAUGUUGGAGAUUCUCUUGGAAGGAGGAGAGCUUUGGUUUCUGAAGGCUCCAGUGUUUCUCUCUUGGCAAAUAAGUAAACAGUGCUUGAGAGGAGCAACUUGUGUAUGUAGAAGGAGCAGUGUCUAUCAUAAGAGAGCACACCAGCCAAUAAUACUAUCCCAAUCUCCAGGAACAAUGUAAAACCCUCCAAUGUGCUGAGAGUAACUCCAUAUUGUAGAAGUAACUUGUUGCAUCAACCUCUGAUCAAAUAAUUUUUUCAUAAUUUAUCAAAUAUUUUUAAUCA